AUGGCAGAUAAUACAGCACCCAGGCUCCGGAAACGUAAGCUCAGCGAGGAGGAUGACUGUAGCUCUCCUCGCUCCCCAACCCGCCGGCGUCUGACAUCUAAAUCCGCAGAACCCGCCAAGUCCCCAAAGUCUCCAGAACGGCCAAAAUCCCCUCUCCCUUAUCCCAUUCCAGAUGACAGCAGCAUAUCUAGUGGUGGAAAGACACCCUCUCAGCCUUGGGACGAUUUAUUUCCUAACAAACCCCCGGUGUCGGACGAUCAAGUCAACGAGUAUUACCGAAAGGGAGCUUUAUACGAAGUAUGGAUUGCUGACCCAACUCGAGAUGGAUGUCCAUGUAGACAAUCAGAACUUACAUUGUAUGAAUUACUCAACCACAGCGACAAGAAAAAGAGAUUUACUUGUCCGGAGAACCAAUUCAAUGUCCCGCCCAAACCCAUCCACGAGGAUUUGCAACAAGUAGGGCACCCAGUAGAAUAUAAAACGUACCGGUACACAAAGCUGACACGCUACGAUCUUGACAAGGAUGGCUGCAAAAGGCAAACUGAGUAUUCACAUUCCAUCAGAGAAGGCGUUAUAAUAGGUGAAGAUAUUAACAGAUUCGGGGGGCCGAAUUGGUCGGAUAUCGCCCUCGCCCAAUAUAAGUUUGACCACCCCAUCGAUACCCUCAAACAUCUUUAUUUUACUUAUGUGCAGAACGACGAGACCCUGCCCUAUAUGGAAGAAAUCCUCUACCCCAGACAUCACGUGCGGUGGCCCUUUGUUGAUCGACCCCAGAAUCAGGUAUGGGAGUAUGGUACUAGGGAAUAUCGAGAGAUCCUAGGUACGAAGCUAGGGAAAUCAGCGGCAUGUCUUGUUAUUGGGGCUUGGGAGAGAGGUACCCAUCGCAUUGCUAGAGUUCACACUCUCGGUCGUGCGGGCUCUAUACACCUACGAUUUGAUAUUGAGCCGAUCCCUAUAUCUGGAACUGCUUAG
Messenger RNA from Penicillium verrucosum, 972 nucleotides. RefSeq lists its product as uncharacterized. The transcript has a single exon. Lineage: Eukaryota; Fungi; Ascomycota; Eurotiomycetes; Eurotiales; Aspergillaceae. Bases 1 to 972 code for a protein of 323 amino acids. The record is from RefSeq and is a predicted model, not a curated record.